AUGCCGCGCGAUCCUCUCAUCGGCCUCGUGGGCAAGCCUUCGUCUGGAAAAUCGACGACUUUGAACAGAUUUACCACAAUCGACCCCCAACGCGCUAUCGGGUACCUUCAAAUUACGUGUCCCUGCGCGCGCCUCAACCUCGCCGACCGCUGCAAGCCCAACUACGGUUCCUGUGUCGAGGGACGGCGAUCGGUGCCCAUAGAACUACUCGAUGUUGCCGGUCUUGUUCCUGGCGCACAUAUGGGCAAGGGGUUAGGUAAUAGGUUUCUGGACGAUUUGCGACAUGCGGACGCGCUGGUACAUGUGGUGGACGUGAGCGGGACUACGGACGCAGAGGGCAAGGCGACAAGAGGGUAUGAUCCAAGCCAAGAUAUUGUAUGGCUGAGGAGCGAAAUCGUGAGGUGGAUACAAGGCAAUUUGAUGGAGAAAUGGGGUAGUAUCAAGAGACGACAUGUCGCAGUCAAAGCGACAGCAGUAGAAACCCUCCAGAACCAAUUCUCCGGUUACGGCUCCACGUCCAGCGUCGUCGCACGCUGUCUGGACCGCCUCGCCCUCAAAGAGCCCUUGCAAGACUGGUCCGACGAAACCAUCGAGCGCGUCGUCAACGCCUUCACCGACGAAAAGUUCCCAACCGUCAUCGCACUCAACAAAAUCGACCAUCCAGACGCAGACAAGAACAUUGCGAAAAUUGCAAAGAUGCAGGAUCCCAAAAGCAUAGUCCUCUGCAGCGCUAUAUCCGAAGUUUUUCUCCGCAAACUAGCCAAGCAGGGCUUCGUCAAAUACACCGAAGGCAGCGAAUUCGUAGACACGCGCGAAGACCUCAUCGAGCAAGGCGACCCCGACGGUGGCGGCCUAAAGGAACUAGACGAGAAACUCAAGACGCGGAUUGAGAAUCUUAAAGAUAUGGUUCUGUAUCGCUUUGGUAGCACUGGCGUUGUUCAAGUGCUGUCACGGGCGGCGGAGCUACUUGGUCUGGUACCCGUUUUCCCCGUUAGGAAUAUCCACGCGUAUACGAGUGGUUCGGCAAGUUCGACGGCCGUGUUUCGCGAUUGCGUGCUGGUAAAGAAGGGGAGUACGGUGGGCGAUGUUUAUAGAAAGGUCAUGGGUGAUGCGCCGAUGGCGUAUGUGGAGACGGAGGGUGGGAGGAGGGUAGCGGAGGAUGAUGUUGUUGCUGUAGGGAAGAAUGAUAUAUUGAGUUUCAAGGUGGGUAGGGCUUAGGGAGAUGGCUUUGGCCUGGACUUGGGCUUGGACUUUGGUUUGUGGUGUAGAUGCAUGCUGGGUACAUGGAAAUAGGGCCUACUCUCUAUACACGGCUUUCCGGGAAAAGCACGAGACUGGGGAGUGGUAGUUUUGCAGCUUUGUGUUUUCAAACAAUGCAUACAUCGUUCAAUCCA
Pyrenophora tritici-repentis Pt-1C-BFP is the source of this 1394-nucleotide messenger RNA. The record is from RefSeq and is a predicted model, not a curated record. Lineage: Eukaryota; Fungi; Ascomycota; Dothideomycetes; Pleosporales; Pleosporaceae.